Molecule: messenger RNA, 795 nt
Organism: Caenorhabditis briggsae
Lineage: Eukaryota; Metazoa; Nematoda; Chromadorea; Rhabditida; Rhabditidae
Exons: 5
Coding region: 1-795 (264 amino acids)
Source: RefSeq, a predicted model, not a curated record
AUGAUUCUCCGAAAAAAUUACCCGGAAAUUCCGAAUGUUUUGAUAAAUUUGAAGCCAAUUGUGGAUUCGAUGGACCCAAAAAAACAGAAUCGCGGAUAUUUGGUGUAUACAUUGGCGCUGGUGGUCCAUGCGAAAAUUUGUGCAAGUUUGGCAGCUCGUGGCAUUGAUUUUUGGUCCAUGCAUCAAGACACAUUAUGGACCCAAAAUUUCGAUAUGAUGAAUGUUGAAGACCGCUAUCCAGAUGCCAAUAUGCUUUUCGAUACUAUUGGAAAUGAGAAUCCCUCAUACGACAGAAUGCGUGACUGGGUUUGUGGUGCCACAUUUUUUGUCAGAGGCAACCCGACGACGUUUCAAUUUUUCAGACAGCUAGAGUCCUACAUGCUAUCUUAUCAAUCACCAGACUCUUCGAUAAUGACAUAUCUAUGUGGUCAUCACCAUUAUAAAUGUGAAUUCCUACCCCAAUGGAUGGUUUCUUCGUUUAACUAUUUCGAAGGACCCAGAGAAAAUGUGCCAGUUUUGAUUCAAUUGGAUGGAGGGAAGAAACCGGGAGAAUCGAAAAUGGAUGUUUUGAAAAGAGGACAUUUUGUGUUUAGAAACCAAAAUGGGACAUGUAAUGAGAGGAGCUUUCAUAAGUUGAGAGACUACGUCAAAUACGGAUUCCCAGAUGCCAUUCGGAAAGAUGGAUCCUUGAAGGAAAAUUGGUCUUCGAAAACGAUAUAUUUCUUCAAAAAUCUUUUUAAUAUUGAUCCAUGGAAUCGCAAAUUUUAUUUGACUAUUCAUCAAUCAUUGAUUUGA